AUGACUUCUACUCUGCUGUCGCUGCCAUCGGAGCUCCUGCACCAAGUUGCGGUAUAUCUUGUAUCAGACAGCCAUGUCUCGGACAUUGUCAACUUCACUUCAACGUGCGGUGCCAUGCGAGCAUCCGCCAGGUCUCUUCUGUUCCGUUCAAUGACUGUCUCAUCAUCUUCAAAACUGGAGUCUCUUUCAAACGCAGAUGCUACCAUUCUGGGAUACAUGAGGGAAUUUAAUAUUCGAUUAGAAUACGAUUUCUUCGAAGCGUUUGCGGCCGCUUGUGACCCAACUGCGUUUCCCCAAUGCACGGCGCUUCGACACCAAUCCGUCAUCCCCGCACUGGCACGUAUCCUCCUUAGCGCCCCUCAGCUGGCGUCGCUACGAGUCCAGAUCCCAGAGAACACGGGUGACUCAUGGGCAAGCGCAUGGACCGAGUUACUCCGCCUGAACACCCAAGGUCUCCCUCUAGGAGCAGCACUUUCUCGUGCCCUACCCCCAAACACCACUUUCCCCGCACUCCGCACUCUCCACCUCGAUGGUUUGGCCCAACUCGCCCCGUUGGCUCGUAUGACUCCCAAUCUCGUGACUCUAUCCGCCCACAUGUGCGAAGGAUUUUCCGAGGCAGCCUCUCGCGAGUUUAUCGAAAACACACUGCCUCUGCUCCCAAACCUCAACGAACUUGCGUUCGAUCCCUUCAGUUUACACUUUGCCGGGUCCGGAUUAAACGUUCCAAAAGAAAUUGUUGCCUCUGCGUCUCAACUUCAGACUCUCGACUUGCGAUCUCGAGCGUUUGAUUAUGGUACGGGACGUACCGAGUGGCGAACGACCGACCAGAUCGAUCCUCUCGACUGUGUUCCGGCCGGCUCGAAACUGAAAGAGCUGUAUCUGCCUUUCACUCCAUCAAAUGCAGACGGUGGAGCCGUGGUUUCCGAACCCCUCAAGGCGAACAUGCGCGAUGUUAGAGCCCGUGAGGCCGAACUAUUGGCGGUGGUUCAACUUGCGAGCGCCUCGCCUCUGGAAAAGGUUUCUUGGCUACGGGCAGAUGGCGAAGAGCCAAUCGAAUAUUCGAUCGAGCGAGAUGCGCAAGGAAUCCCGGCUGACAUCAACGUGCUCGGUGCCAAUCGUGUCGAGGAAGAGGCUGCGCCCGAGUCCCAAUCAGGUCGCGUUCCUCCCUUGAGCGGAUUCGCGUCUAUGUUGGCCAAAGCCGCAUCUAGCACCACCCUUCACGCCGCCGUCGUGAUGCUGUUAAUUUCUGAUUCAUCGGCCCUGUCUUUCCCUGUUCCGAACCUAUUUACCAAGCCGGCAUUGCUUGCCACCGGCGUUGCAUUGGGCCUUGGCUAUCGCACCCUGCCUUUCUAA
Molecule: messenger RNA, 1353 nt
Organism: Rhizoctonia solani
Lineage: Eukaryota; Fungi; Basidiomycota; Agaricomycetes; Cantharellales; Ceratobasidiaceae
Exons: 3
Coding region: 1-1353 (450 amino acids)
Source: RefSeq, a predicted model, not a curated record